Molecule: messenger RNA, 741 nt
Organism: Cynara cardunculus var. scolymus (artichoke)
Lineage: Eukaryota; Viridiplantae; Streptophyta; Magnoliopsida; Asterales; Asteraceae
Product: protein SRC2-like
Exons: 2
Coding region: 56-547 (163 amino acids)
Biological process (GO): defense response
Source: RefSeq, a predicted model, not a curated record
AGCACAACGUAAGGUAGCAAGAGAGAGAGAGAGAGAGAGAGAGAGAGAGAGAGAGAUGGAGUGCAGAAAUUUGGAGUUGACCCUUAAUUCUGCAAAUGAUUUGAGAGAAGUACGAAGAUUUUUCAAAAUGAAAGUUUAUGCCAAGGUAUUUAUCGGAGGUAACAAGACAAUGGAGAAGCGAACUCCGGUAGACAAACAUGGUCAAACCAAUCCUGCAUGGAACUACACCAUGAACUACGCCGUAGGCGAGUCAUGGGUAGAGCACCAUGGCACGAUGCUUGUGAUCAAACUAUAUUGUAAGCGUAAACUUGGGGAUAGAUAUAUAGGAGAAGUACAUCGAUCCUUGAAAGAGCUUUACGAUUAUGCAUAUCCGAUUGGUGGCAGUGCAGUUGUCCGUUUUCCUUUGAAUUUAGGUUCCAUUGAGUCACAAGGACAACUUUGUUUCUCAUAUAGGUUUGGUGAAAAAGUCUCCAUUGAGAAGCUAAUGCUUGCAGAGAGCAUUGCUUCCUUUUUACUUACCGGUUCCGGUGGUACAACUCCAUCUUAGUCGCCUUCGCCAUUACUGUCGCCAACCCUAUUUGAUAUCUUAUGUAAAUAUAUAUGUUGUAAUAUUACAUAAUAGGCUCUCAAGUUUGUUUGCAAAUCUAUUUAUCUAGAACAAUAAAUGAUCUGUUGGAGCCCCAAAUCAGUUAGAUUUUUAUCAUCUUUCCUCUAUAUUUAUUGGAACUCCUUUAUCUUCUC